Molecule: messenger RNA, 708 nt
Organism: Moneuplotes crassus
Lineage: Eukaryota; Ciliophora; Spirotrichea; Euplotida; Euplotidae
Source: the annotation of a GenBank genome assembly
AAUCAGUUUAAUUUCUACCACAAAUGAACAUCCAAAAUCACGACCAGACCAGCGACCAGGCAGAGUUGUUGAAGGCGUCACAGAAAGCGAGAAUGGCUAUGGUGAGGAAUAUGAAGGCGUUUGAUUCGAAUGUUGCGGCUUGUGCAGUUAUUAGCAAAUUUGGGCUUCAAGAGAAGCUACCAUUUAAGCAGAAUAAGAAAGCAGAUAAAAAGGUGAAAUCUAAGCCUAGUCCAGACACUUUAAAGAAGAGACAGGAGAAGCUGCAGAAAUAAAUGGAGAAUGGAAGCUAAAGGCUUCAGCUGGACUGUGAAGUCUUAGAAGAUAUUUUUAAAAAUUGCCGGCCUAGAAAGAGAAGAAUGGGAGUUUUCUGAAGAGGUCCUAAUUUCUUCACUGAAAAAGGUAUGAGAAAUCCUCAAAUCGCGAAUCCAAGGUUCCUUACAUUAUUAUCUCCAGUAAAAGAGGAAAUUGAAGCAGAGAAAGAUUCACCUAAGCUACCCCCAUCGCUAUCGUCCAUUGAGUCUCGAGUUAUAUCCUCAUACUCAAUGCCAAAUAAGAGGAGGAAAAUUUCUGAAGAAGAAGACAUAAGUGUGUUUGACAGCAUGAGUGCUCAUCAAGCAUCAACCAUCGUACAAAUGUAUCCAAGGAUUUAGAAUGCUAAGUUAGUCGAUUAUUCUAAAGGAAUCCUCGGCUAUAUUAUAACUAAAAGGA